Molecule: messenger RNA, 273 nt
Organism: Phytophthora nicotianae INRA-310
Lineage: Eukaryota; Oomycota; Peronosporomycetes; Peronosporales; Peronosporaceae
Exons: 2
Coding region: 1-273 (90 amino acids)
Source: RefSeq, a predicted model, not a curated record
AUGCGGACUUAUAUACCAAAGAAGGUUAAUGCCGAGUGCAACCAGCGAGAUAUUGCCAUGUGCGUUGUCCCUGAAGGAUCAACGACAUACCUCCAGGCGGGUCAUAUCGAAAUUUACAACGUGUUUGAAGACAAUCUGUCCAGCCUAAUCGAGCGUUGGAAGCAUUCGGAAGAUGUCGAGCUCAUUGCUCGCGGAAAUCCGCGUCCGCCAUCAAUUGCAACAGUGCGCACUUGGGUGCGGGAACUGAGUGUGUGCUCCAGUCCUUCAUCAUGA